Aspergillus ruber CBS 135680 is the source of this 795-nucleotide messenger RNA. RefSeq lists its product as uncharacterized. Gene Ontology annotation, cellular component: membrane. The record is from RefSeq and is a predicted model, not a curated record. The coding region runs from base 1 to 795 and encodes 264 amino acids. Gene Ontology annotation, biological process: lipid metabolic process. The transcript is spliced from 2 exons. Gene Ontology annotation, molecular function: oxidoreductase activity, acting on the CH-CH group of donors. Lineage: Eukaryota; Fungi; Ascomycota; Eurotiomycetes; Eurotiales; Aspergillaceae.
AUGCCCGGCAAACUCCACGACAACGUCUCCCGUAUCAAGGAGCCCUCACCCCUUGGAAAAUCCGUCUUCGUGGGCCUCCGCGCAGCAGAUGUCUUCUGGCAAUACAACCUUCUCACACGAGGAUGGGGCCUCCGUCUGAUCGAGAAACUUGGUGGCCAGGCCGUAUCGCCUUUACACGUCUUCAAUCCCUUAUCUGUUACCCGUCUACAGCCUUACUUCGGACUAGUUAGUCUGUUGUCUAUUGGUAGCAGUGUGAAGCAAAUCAUCCACAUGAUCUUUGUAUCUGAACAGGCGAUGAGCGUUGGGUCUGGUGUUGCUAUUCCCGCUUUUAAUACUAUCUUUAACACGGUAAAUACCUUGCUUUCGUUGUGGGCGGUUACGUCGCCUGUCUCUUCUGUUCCUGAAUUGGGCACUUUGACCGAUACUCUCUCCUCCUCUCCGUUGGUUGCAGUCGGACUGGGUGCUUAUGCCAUUGGCCUGUUGGUCGAGGCAGUGUCUGAAUUCCAGCGGAAGUCAUUCAAGCAGGAUCCCAGGAACCAGGGGAAGCCGUAUGGCAGUGGGCUGUUCUCGCUAGCUACCAACAUCAAUUACGGAGGCUACACUGUUUGGCGAGCGGGGUAUGCAAUGAUCUGUGGUGGUUUUGCUUGGUCAGCGACGACCUUUGGGUUCUUCUUCUAUGACUUUGCGUCCCGUGGGGUUCCGGUUUUGGAAGAGUAUAUGACGCAAAGAUACGGCGAUGCAUACAAGCAAAUCAAAUCUCGCGUGAGGUAUUCUUUGAUUCCGGGGAUUUGGUAA